ACUUUAAAAACCACCACUGGAGCAAGACAGCGCAGCUUUUCUUUUGUACUGCUUUAUAAUUAUCAUGUAUACAGUUUAAUUAAUGAUAUCCAUCCAAUGAUUUAUGACUAAUAUAUUACAUUUUAAGGUCUGUAUAAAAACAAAUAACAAAAACUGUGCUGAAAGGUCAGAAUUCCCAUGAACACGUGAAUGCACCUCUGCAGUUACUAUAGAAACGAAGUACGGCUAAUGUUUGCUAGCUGACAACAGUGCGCUGUCACACAGAGUUUACAGGGAUGUUUUAAAAGAUGGAGGACCGGUUUGCCUUUCUUACAGAGUGGUAUGACCCCACCUCCGCCCUCCUGCGGCGUUAUCAACUGUUUUACUACCCCAGAGAUGGCUCAGUAGAAAUGUUCGAUGUAAAGAACCAGCGGAUAUUUCUGAGAAGGACCAGAUACGAUGACAUCCAUCAGGAGGACUUAUUUAUUGGGAAUCGAGUGAACGUGUUCUCACGACAGCUACAUCUGAUCGAUUACGGGGAUCAGUACACAGCAAACAAACUCGGCAGUAAAAAAGAAAGAACGCUUGCUUUGAUAAAGCCAGACGUAGUCACCAAGAUCGGAGAUAUCCUUGAGCUGAUCUACUCCUCCAACCUGAUAGUGACCAAAGCCAAGAUGACAAAGCUCACGUGGAGCCAAGCAGCUGACUUUUACGCUGAACAUCAAGGCAAGCCGUUCUUUAAUAACCUAGUGCAGUUUAUGUCCUCGGGGCCGGUGGUUGCCAUGGAGCUGAUGGGUGAUGAGGCCAUGUCUAUCUGGAGGGGGCUCUUGGGAACUUCAGACCCUGCUGUGGCGCGGAGGGAGGCGCCACAGAGCGUCCGUGCCCAAUUUGGAACAGAUGGCAUCAAAAAUGUCGGGCAUGGCUCCGACUCACCCGCUGCAGCAGCAAGAGAAACUGAAUUUUUCUUCCCUUCCACGAUUGGGCACGGUCCCUCUAACACAGCCGUCUUUACCGACUGCACAUGCUGCAUCAUCAAACCCCACGCCAUAUCCGAAGGUCUGGCUGGGAAGAUCCUGAACUCCAUAUCUGCAGCUGGAUUUGAGAUCUCAGCUCUUCAGAUGUUCAACAUGGACCGGGUGAAUGCCGAAGAGUUCUAUGAAGUCUACAACGGCAUCGUCACAGAGUAUCCUAACAUGGUGACCGAGCUGUGCUCUGGACCCUGCAUGGCCCUGGAGAUUCAUGGCACAGACGCACCAAAGACCUUCAGGGAGUUCUGUGGCCCUGCUGAUCCGGAAAUUGCACGGCACCUUCGUCCAACCACGCUGCGCGCCCUGUACGGCAAAGACAAAGUGAAAAACGCCGUCCACUGCACAGACCUCCCCGAAGACGGUGUUCUGGAGGUGCAGUAUUUCUUCAAGAUUUUGGACGGAUGAAAACCAUGUUGAACUACACAGUCAAACACUUCCAGUUUUCUCAUUUUUCUGUUUAUUGUUCCAGCCUUAUGCAGAUUAAAUAAAGUAACAAGAGCAGACUCCUGACAAGUGUUUUGAUCUUCAACACUGAAUUAAGCAUUUUUAACACCAACUAAAACAUUGUAUUACACGGGAUACUGCAUUGCCUCUGAUGUUCUUGAACUUAUUGACCAGCGACUUUGGUAUUAGAUUCAUACGUUACACUUUUGGAAAAAAAAAAAAUUAAAAAAAAAAAAAAAAAAAAUGUACAACUGCAUAAAUAUAAAAUUCGUCCACCAUGAAAAUGGCUAAAACAUUCAAUAGCAAGUAGCAUCACACAUUGCGUGAUGUCUCCAGCAAAACAGAUUUCAGAGAACUGAGUCGCCACUGUUUCUGUGGAGGUGACGGUCUUCUAGGCUGGACCCACAAAGCUCUACACUACGAAUCAAAAAAAAUAAAAAUUGCAUGAAAGUAUCAAACAUAAAUGUAAUCAAACCAUAACUAACAGCUAAGGUGAACAAAACAAAUGUGCCCCUCCUCCAAUAACCGGGACGAAGAAGCGCAAACACAGAGCAGUUAUUUACUCAGACGUGGGCCUUAGACGUUCAGAGUACCAUGCCAGUAAUUCAGUUAGAGCACAUGAACACACACUCCUGUAAACGCCUGCACAUAGACACGAGCACACACGCGCACACACACCUUGGACCACUAAA
Molecule: messenger RNA, 2143 nt
Organism: Oreochromis niloticus (Nile tilapia)
Lineage: Eukaryota; Metazoa; Chordata; Actinopteri; Cichliformes; Cichlidae
Gene: nme7
Product: NME/NM23 family member 7
Exons: 12
Coding region: 288-1412 (374 amino acids)
Biological process (GO): UTP biosynthetic process; CTP biosynthetic process; GTP biosynthetic process
Cellular component (GO): axonemal microtubule; centrosome
Molecular function (GO): ATP binding; nucleoside diphosphate kinase activity
Source: RefSeq, a predicted model, not a curated record